Molecule: messenger RNA, 1913 nt
Organism: Anoplophora glabripennis (Asian longhorned beetle)
Lineage: Eukaryota; Metazoa; Arthropoda; Insecta; Coleoptera; Cerambycidae
Product: acyl-CoA synthetase family member 2, mitochondrial-like
Exons: 9
Coding region: 128-1864 (578 amino acids)
Biological process (GO): fatty acid metabolic process
Molecular function (GO): medium-chain fatty acid-CoA ligase activity
Source: RefSeq, a predicted model, not a curated record
UACUAAAAAUCCGUCAUUAGUUUCUAACAGUAACGUACAAACUACACACAAGUUCACUGUUAACAGAUUGUGUUAUUAGUGUAAACAGUUAGUUUCACGAACGCAACACAUUGAAACUUUGUCAAAGAUGCUUUGCAGACUGCAAAGUCGAAUUCUAAUCUUUAAAAGUGAUAUAAAAUCGUUAAGGCGACAAAGUAAGCUAAGUUACUUGCACAAUGUAGGAUCGGAACCUCUAAGGCCUCUGACCCUAGGCAGACUUCUAGAGAGUACCAUAGAGAAAUACGGUGCUAACUACGCCGUCAUCUCCAAACACCAAAAUAAGAAACUGACCUACAGCGAGGCCUUCGAUGAGGCAAACAGACUGGCGGCAGGUUUGAGCGCUCUGGGCCUAAAAAAUGGAGAUCGAGUAGGUCUUUGGGCGCAGAAUAUUAUAGAGUGGUAUGUCGCAUUCUUGGCUUGUGCUAGAGCGGGAUAUCUCAUGGUAGCUAUUAACCCAGCUUAUCAGCCUAGAGAACUAGAGUACUGCAUCAAUAAAGUUGGAAUUAAAAGUAUUAUAUGUGGUCAUAAGUUCAGAAAGCAAGACUACUAUGAAGUUUUGACACACGUGUGCCCGGAACUUUCAUACAGUGAACCUGGAAAGUUGAAAAGUAGACAGUUACCAACACUGCAAAGCGUUGUAACUAUUUGUGAUGAGACGUUAAGAGGCACAUACAAUUACAAAGAAGUGCUAGAACUAGCCACUGAAGACAGUAUAAACUUCAUUAAAAAAAAUCAAGAUAGAAUUAAGAUUGAUGAUCCAAUCAACAUACAGCUAACUUCUGGAACAACAGGGCAUCCUAAAGCGGCAGCUGUCAGUCAUUUUGGUCUAGUGAAUAAUGGGUAUUAUAUAGGUAAAAGAAACGAACUGGAUACAAAACAUCAUACGAUAUGCGUCCUAGUACCAUUAUUCCAUGGAUUCGGAACUGUAAUAACAAUUUCUGCCAGCGUGAACCAUGGUGCAACACUGGUGCUUCCCUCUGAUGGAUUUGAUCCUAACAAGUCGCUUGAUGCCAUAAAGGAAGAGAAUUGCACUAUAAUUCAUGGUACACCAACAAUGUACGUAGAUCUGGUGAGAGUACAGAAAGAGAGACGAGAAAAAAUUUCUCCAGAAAUAGCCGUGACUGGGGGAGCACCAUGUUCUCCAUCUUUAUUUAAAGACAUGUUGAACGUAAUAGGAUUAAAAAAAGUAAAAUCUGUGUAUGGAUUGUCCGAAGUAACUGCCAUAGUUUUCCAAUCCAUGGUCGACGAUGACGAAUACAGGUCUACGGCAACAGUAGGUCACAUUCAUGAUCAUAUUGAAGCCAAAGUUGUCGAUGCUGAUGACAAUAUCGUACCCAUGGGAACACCCGGAGAACUCUGUAUUAGAGCAUACGGUAACAUGCUGGGUUACUGGGGAGACGAUAACAAAACUAAAGAAAUUAUGGGACAGGAUAGGUGGCUCCAUACUGGGGAUCAAUUCAUUAUGAGCGAAGAUGGCUAUGGAAAAGUAGUAGGAAGGCUAAAGGAGAUGAUCAUUCGAGGAGGAGAGAAUAUUUUUCCGAAGGAAAUUGAGGAUUAUCUCAAUACACACCCACACAUAUUAGAGUCGUACGUGAUUGGGUUGCCUCAUGAAAGGCUAGGUGAAGAAGUUUGCGCCUGUAUACGAGUCCAAGAAGGACACUCCCUUACGUUAGAGGAAAUGAAGGCUUUUUGCAAAGGAAACAUAUCCCAUUUCAAAAUUCCUUCGGUCCUAGUAAUUGUGGAGGAAAUUCCAAAAACGUUGUCGGGAAAGGUUCAGAAAUUUAAACUACUAGAACACGUUGUAAAUAACAAAUCAAAUAAGUAACUGAAAAUUUUUAUACACGUUGUAAAUAUGAUUAAAAUAUUUUAACAAA